Molecule: messenger RNA, 2153 nt
Organism: Hemiscyllium ocellatum (epaulette shark)
Lineage: Eukaryota; Metazoa; Chordata; Chondrichthyes; Orectolobiformes; Hemiscylliidae
Gene: fank1
Product: fibronectin type III and ankyrin repeat domains 1
Exons: 12
Coding region: 431-1438 (335 amino acids)
Biological process (GO): regulation of apoptotic process
Cellular component (GO): nucleus
Molecular function (GO): protein binding
Source: RefSeq, a predicted model, not a curated record
CAGCAGUGCUAACCACUGAACCGUAAUGCCACCAAUGAGUGACUCUUAACUAUCCUCUGAAAUGUCAUAGCAAGCCACACAAUUCGCAGUGAGUAUAGCAGUGUCUCUAUGUCUACAAUCACAUACAACACGAAGGCGAACUCAGCUACAACGACAAAGCAGCGAGGUUGAUUAGUGUGGGGCGCCGUUGGUUCAGAGGAUUCGUGUUUCCCGGGCAACAAAGGAUCAGCGUCCGGAAAGUGAACGCGAGAUGGAAAAAGGGAGAGGGAGAGAAAGGAAAAGGCGUCGGAUGGCCUGAGCAGGGAAUGAGAGGAUAGGACCAAGCCGUGAGCACAGGCUGAGAGAGGGUGGACAAGACACUGGGAGGCUACAAGCUCAGCCUUAACAGACGGAGGAUUGAUCAAUUGAAAAGUAAAAACAUACAUCUAUCAUGGAAGAUGUCCCCAAGCCUGAUCCUCCAGUUGUGGGUAAAGUGACCGAUCACAGUAUUGAACUUUACUGGAAUAAGCACCACCAAUUGCAAGGAUAUAUAGCAUCUAAUCGAGGGCUAUGUUUUUCAAUUGAAGAGGAGGACAUUAAAACACAUACAUUCGGUAACAUAUACACAGGAUAUGCAAAACACCAUGUUGUGACAGGCCUUGAGGCUUCCACCCCAUAUAGAUUUCGACUAAAAGUCAUUAGUUCUACAGGAAAUUGUGCCUACAGCCCAAUUGUGACAGUUUCUACAACACGGGAACCAAAAUAUGGAAAACAUCUGCACUGCGCUGUAAUUAAAAAUGACAUAGAGGAAGUAUGUCAUAUUCUGCAGUCAGGAAAUAUGAAGGUGGAUGUUCUUGAUGAGGGUGGGUUCUCUCCACUUAUGUUAGCUGCUCAGAAAGGAUACCAAAGAAUAGUGGAAAUUCUGAUAAAAUCCGGUGCUGAUGUUAAUCAGAAAAAUGGCAGUGGUAAAGACAGCUUAAUGCUAGCCUGUUUUGCUGGGCACCUGGAUGUGGCGAAAUGUCUUCGGAGAUUUGGAGCUACGUGGGAAUCCCAAGACAAUGGGGGUUCAUCUGCCAUACACUGGGCUACAGAUGGGGGACACCUCAAUAUGAUUGAAUGGAUGAUAAAUGAAGGUUGUAAGGUUGACAUCACUGAUGGACAUUUACUGUGGACACCACUCAUGCGGGUUGCCGUCCUGAAUGGCAGUACUGAGGUUGCUUCUCUUUUAAUUAAAGCUGGUGCAAAUGUGAAUAUCCAAGACAAGAAAGGAACAACACCACUAAUGGUGGCAGUGCUCAAUAGCUAUGAAAACCUGGUCCAACUGUUGCUGAAUAAUGGGGCUGAUUCUGCUGUAAAAAAUAAGUAUGGUACAAGUGUCCUAGAGAUGGCCAAAUCCUUUAGCACAGAGAAUGUGAUCAGUCUACUUGAAGAGUAUGGAAGACGAGAAUUUACAAGAUGAAGGGAGACUCGGGAAAUACUCAGGAGAUUGGGAACAUCAAAGGCAAAUCUCAUUCCAAAAAAAUGUUGGAAAUAUGCAACAGGUCAGGAUGCAUUUGUGGAGACAGAGUUAACAUUUCACCCUGGAAUGUUAUCUCUAUUACUGUCCAUAGAUGUUGCCUUAUUUGCCUGAGUAAUUUUUUCAGAUUUCCAGCAUCUGCAAUAUUCUGCUUCUGUAUGAGUAUUUCACCCCAAUCACUGUUUUACUCACUGACUAAAUUCUGCUUUUCAAACUUGAAAUCUUACUGGCAAAAAUAAUUAUUGUUGAAGUAUCUGAUUAUUUAUUCAUAAUCCCCUGUAUUUUUAGUGAGGAUGCAAAGUCCUUUUUUUUUCUACUGUUCUGACUGGGCUACGUCAGUUGUCCAUGAGCAUUAGAUGGGAAUGCUAUGUUUCUGCCUGUGUCAUUCUGAAUCAGCUGGAGGAGGCUUGUAACAUAGUUUGGAAUAUAUGUACUUCUAACCAAGCCUUCAGCCAGUGCUCCAACAUUGAUCACCAGUGCUUUUAAGCAUAUUAGCCAAGGCACUUCUUACAGUUGAGAUGUUUUGAUAAGACCUUAAUGAGGCUCACAUUUUUACAAUUAAAGUUGGUCUUGGAUUUCAGUAAGAAAUUGAAAAUAAGGUAAGAGAAAAUUUUAUUUAACAAAGUGCAGAGCAAAUCAUUGGCUGACAGACAUAAAU